Messenger RNA from Eimeria necatrix, 1413 nucleotides. Its product is annotated as IMP dehydrogenase / GMP reductase domain containing protein, putative. Bases 1 to 1413 code for a protein of 470 amino acids. Lineage: Eukaryota; Apicomplexa; Conoidasida; Eucoccidiorida; Eimeriidae. Gene Ontology annotation, molecular function: mRNA binding; protein binding. The record is from RefSeq and is a predicted model, not a curated record. The transcript has 3 exons.
AUGGCCUACCUCGUCGAAUUCAGCCAAGAUGGCAGCGUGCUGCAGCAGUGGAAGCUGCGGGGAGGCCGCUGCUACUCUGUGGGGCGCAACACGAGCUGCAGCAUAGUGCUGCCGCACAUAAGCAUAUCGCGGCGGCACGCGCUGCUGCUGCUGCGGCAGCCAGCAGCAGCAGCAGCAGCAGCAGCAGCAGCAGCAGCAGACCUCGCCGAACUCCACGAACUCGGCGCUGUUAAUGGCACUUCUGUCGACGGAAAAAGACUCAAAAAUAAUUCAGUUGUUGCUCUCAAAGAAGGCGCAGAAAUCCUCUUCGGAGAAAACCCCAACGCCUACAAGCUGCUGCAAGGCGGUCACCGCGAAAAAGGGCUUGAUGUGUUGAGGCCUAGAAGCUGCUCCCCCCCAGCUGGCAGCAGCAGCAGCAGCAGCAGCAGGAGACGCUCCAGCUCCCCAGACAGGCACAGCAGCAGCAGCAGCAGCAGCAGCAAAAAUGCUGAAGGAGCGAAGAGGGAGGCAGAGGAAGCAGCAGCUAGCAGGAAGCGCAGCAGAAGCCCGGACAGGGAGUCUGCAGCAAAGCCAGCAGCAGCUGCUGCUGCUGCUGCAGAAGGCAGCAGCAGCAAGCCGCGCUACCUCACCAUGAGUACGCAAGCUGCUGACAGCAGCAGCAGCAGCAGCAGCGCGAGGCGCCGCAGCAGGUGGACCCGGCGCUCCCCAUCCCCGGGGACCGCCAGCCCCAGCAGCAGCAGCAGCAGCAGCAGCAGCAGCAGCAGCAGCAGCAGCAGCAGCAGGAAGCAGCUGCCUGAUGAGGGGCUGAAUGCCCUCUUGGCUAAGUUGAGUGAAGCAAAGAGAAAGCGCGAGGUGGAGAAGGAGCAGCAGAAGCUGCAGGAGCAGGCUGCUGCUGCUGCUGCUGCUGCAGUUGCUGCUGCUGCGAACGCUGCAGCAGCAAACGUCGCAGUGCUGAACGCAGCGUUUGCGAACGUCGCCGCUGCUGCUGCUGCUGCUGCUGCUGCUGCGCCGACUGCAGCAGGAGUGCGUGCUGCUGCUGCUGCAGCAAACGGAGCAGCAGGAGGCUCGGGGCUGAGCGUGCAGGAGAAGCGGCGGCUGCUGUGGGGCAAGAAGAAGCCGGGCGAGCAGCAGCAGCAGCAGCAGCAGCAGCAGCAGCAGCAGGAAGCAGAAGUCGACACAGACCCCAAUAAAUACUCUCUUUCUUUCGGAAGUGAUGCUGAAAGAAAGUCCAAGUUCUUGAAGCUCAUGGGCCACAAGGGGGACCCCAGUUCCAUUGCAAACUCCACCCACAUUCCCCCCGCGGAGGCGCACCUGGACCCGAAGCAGACGCAGCGCAUCAACAGCGAGUUGGAGCUGCAGUACUACCAGGGCAUUCGCCGCAAAGACGGGAGAAAGACUGGCCUGGGCCUCUAG